AAUCGGCAUUUUUUUGUUCUUUGUAGAUUUUGAUUACGAGGACUUGUAAUUGCCUAUAUUCUCUGUUGCAGCAGCGACAACGCGAUAUUGAAUUUAAAGAGUUUGCAAAUGAACAACGACAAAGAUUACUAUCAGAUAUAUCAAGAUUAGAGGCAAAAGUUGAGAGGCUUGAGUCACAGUUGCAAACUAAAGAUAGAGAAAUAGCAACAAUUACGAGAACGGAGGCCAAAAAUACAACAGCUUUUAAGGUGCAAAUUGAGAAGCUACAACAGGAAAGGGAUGAGUUUCAGAGGAUGGUGAUUGGUAAUUAGCAAGUGAGAACCCAAUAAAUACAUGAAAUGAAGAAAAAAGAGAAGGAGUACAUAAAGUUGCAGGAGAGGCUUAACCAAGUUCUGAUGGAGAAGAAGAAGGAAUCAAGAUCAAGAAUGGAGAUAAUGAACUUGCUUCAGAUAAUGAACUUCAAGUAUGAUUUUCAAUUGAGGGUAUUUAAUGCUGUUAUUGUGGCUUAUGAUCUUCUAAACACUGUUUUCUUAUUUAUCUCCUGUACUACUUAUUUCAUUUUCCUUUUGCAUCAUUUGUCUCCCGUUCCACAUAUUCCAUCUUCUUUGCUCAUGGAUCCAAAGGGUAAAAGAAAAUCAAGUUUGCAAGCUGAGUUUGAUAAUACUGGUUCAUGGACACCUAUGGCUAGUCCAUUUGCUGCUUCUGUUUUGGUUACAUCUCAACUGUUAAAUAGAUCUCUAGAUCGUAAUGCCAAAAUGAAGAAGCAAUGUGACAAAGUUAUGUUCCCCAUCCUAGACUCUGGUUGUAGUGAAGUCUUGCGGAGGGAAAGUUUUGAAUUUUUCAGAGAAAGUGCAUCUACGUAUCCAGGGAAUUCUAAUAUAACGUUCUAAUAUGUCUUUGCAAAUGCCUUUUUCUGCCUAUUCAAAUGAUAAAAGCUCUAUAAAUGUGGUUGGCAAAUCCACCAAGCUUGAUACACAAUCUCAUGUUUCUAAAGGAAACAAAUCACAUGUCUACAUGGAAAAUCUUGCUAUCGUUAGUUUAGGCACUCCUAUCGCUCCAUCUGAAAUUUAAUGUGAUGCUUCUCAACCUUUUAAUAGAUCAGCUCUAUGUGAUAUUUCAAAUUGUAAGUGAAUAAAUGUGUGAAAUUUUUUCUAUCAUUAUUACAAUUUAGAUUAGUUUUCAUAUAUUUUACAUCCUUUUUAUCUUCAUCUUUAUGUUGUGUUUUAUGUUAAUCUCCAGCUUAUUUGCUUAAUCCUUCUAAGCAUAGUGUCAAGAGAAAGAAAAAUUUAUAGUUAAG
This is a messenger RNA of Rubroshorea leprosula, 1297 nucleotides long. The record is from the annotation of a GenBank genome assembly. Lineage: Eukaryota; Viridiplantae; Streptophyta; Magnoliopsida; Malvales; Dipterocarpaceae.